Messenger RNA from Phaedon cochleariae (mustard beetle), 663 nucleotides. NCBI's taxonomy places the organism in Eukaryota, Metazoa, Arthropoda, Insecta, Coleoptera, Chrysomelidae. The record is from the annotation of a GenBank genome assembly.
AUGUCAACUACGGAUAAAAAUCAGAACAAACAACUCGCAUCACGGAUUGAAAAACUGGAAGCAUUGCUACACCAAGGAUUGGCGGACAUAAAAGGACAAAUGUCGCCGAAGGAAGGCAAUCAAGAUAACUUAGCUGAUUCGAUAAAUGUUUUUGAAAACAAAUUUCGUGAGUCAAUCAAAGACAUCAAAUCAGAAUUGGAUAAUAUCAACCAAAGAAUUAUUAACCAACAAAAAGAUGUGGAAACACUAAAGCGAGACCAACGAUCAAAAUUCCUGGUGAUAAAUGGUAUUGACGAGAAAGAGAAGGAAGAUCUACUGGAUGUCGUUGUUAAACUAAUCAACCAAAAAUUCAAACUAUCUAUUUUGAAUACUAACAUCGAUACCUGCUAUCGGAUGGGAAAAAAACGUCAAGAUAAGAAGCCUAGGCCGUUGGCUGUUAAAUUUGUAAAUAAAUGGAUGAAGCAGAAAGUGUUUGCCGCUAAGAAAAAUCUAAAGGGAAGUGGUGUUGUGAUCAGUGAAAUGCUAUCCUCUGAAAAUCGAAACUUAUUCAUGAAAGUGCGUGAAUCUGUGGGUGCCAAAAACUGCUGGACAUAUGAAGGUAACAUUUACGCAUUUCUGAACAAUACGAGGAAACCUAUAAAAUCGAUAAUUGACUUGACUUGA